Molecule: messenger RNA, 483 nt
Organism: Haliotis rufescens (red abalone)
Lineage: Eukaryota; Metazoa; Mollusca; Gastropoda; Lepetellida; Haliotidae
Exons: 1
Coding region: 1-483 (160 amino acids)
Source: RefSeq, a predicted model, not a curated record
AUGAGAGAGGGCGAGACGGAGGAUGUGGGUAUGAGAGAGGGCGAGGCGGAGGAUGUGGGUAGGAGAAAGGGCGAGGCGGAGGAUGUGGGUAGGAGAAAGGGCGAGGCGGAGGAUGUGGGUAGGAGAAAGGGCGAGGCGGAGGAUGUGGGUAGGAGAAAGGGCGAGGCGGAGGAUGUGGGUAUGAGAGAGGGCGAGGCGGAGGAUGUGGGUAGGAGAAAGGGCGAGGCGGAGGAUGUGGGUAGGAGAAAGGGCGAGGCGGAGGAUUUGGGUAUGAGAGAGGGCGAGACGAAGGUUUUCGCUAUGAGAGAGGACGAGACGGGGGGGAGGGGGGGUGGGGGGGGGGGGGGUAUGAGAGAGGGCGAGACGGAGGAUGUUGGUUUGAGAGAGGGCGAGACGGAGGAUGUGGGUAUGAGAGAGGGCGAGACGGAGGAUGUGGGUAUGAGAAAGGGCGAGACGAAGGGUGUGGGUAUGAGAGAGGGCUAG